AUGAGUUGCUGCAGCAGCACCUGCAGUUUGUGCAGGAAGCAGCAGCAGCACGCGCAGCAGCAGCAAGUGCAGCAGCAGCUGCAGCAGCAGAAAGCUACGCACUUGAAACAAAAAGAUUUAUUUAUUAAUAAUUACUUUUUAAAACAAUGCGCCUCACUGGGCCCUUGCAUGCGCGCAGGCGACAGCAGAAUACGCAGCAGCAGCAGCAGCAGCAGCAGCAGCAGCAGCAGCAGCAGCAGCUUCGUAGACGCAGCAGUGCUGCUGGCCUCCAUCUGCGCUGACACUGCAGAGCUGCGGGCCCAGCUGGCGCCUCCUCGAGGCUGGAGCUUUCAAGCUGCAGCAGCAGCAGCAGCAGCAGCAGAAGCAGCAGCAGCAGCAGAAGCAGCAGCAGCAGCAGAAGCAGCAGCAGCAGCAGCAGCAACAGCAGAGACAGCGUCUACUGCUGCUGCUGCUGCAGCAGACGGCUGUGGCGAAGGCUCAGCAGCGCCGCCAAUUCUGCAGGUGAUUAAUUUUUUGGUUUUUUUUAAUUUUUUAUUUUUUUAUUUUUUUUUAUUUCUUUUUUAUUUCUUUUCAUUUCUUUUUAUUUUAUUUUUAUUUUGUUUUCAUUUACUUUUAUUUACUUAUUUUUAUUUCUUUUUUAUUUCUUUUUCAUUUCUUUUUAUCUAUUUCUAUUUCUUUCCGUUUAUUUCAGUCCCUUUUAUCCUCCUCUAUGUCUUUUUUUCCUUUUAUUCAUUUCAAUCUCUUUUAUACUUUUUAUUCGUUUAA
Messenger RNA from Eimeria necatrix, 765 nucleotides. RefSeq lists its product as hypothetical. The coding region runs from base 1 to 765 and encodes 254 amino acids. Lineage: Eukaryota; Apicomplexa; Conoidasida; Eucoccidiorida; Eimeriidae. The record is from RefSeq and is a predicted model, not a curated record. The transcript is spliced from 2 exons.